Molecule: messenger RNA, 1300 nt
Organism: Bolinopsis microptera
Lineage: Eukaryota; Metazoa; Ctenophora; Tentaculata; Lobata; Bolinopsidae
Product: sulfide:quinone oxidoreductase, mitochondrial-like
Cellular component (GO): mitochondrion
Molecular function (GO): FAD binding; sulfide:quinone oxidoreductase activity
Source: RefSeq, a predicted model, not a curated record
UACAUCAAUAGUUCUGCUAGAUGUUUUAAAAAAUCAUAUUCAACAAGAUAUUCCUGUUACCAUGAUUUGUUAAGUAUCAAGGAUUAUGCUUUUGGAAAACACCCACUAUUACCAACCAAUGUGGACAUUGGUUGGAGCUGGUAUAAAGACAACAGAGCAAUCGAGUAAGUCUCAAAGUCUGUGUGUUCCUGGCCAAGCUAAAUGGUACAGGACCAGAGUCGAAGGUUUUGAACCAGAGAAAAAUAGUGUAUCACUGUUUGGACCUUUUGGUGGUGAAAAGAUUACCUACGAUUAUUUAGUUGUAGCACUUGGCUUAGAUGUGAGAUUUGAUAAAGUAAAAGGUCUUAAGGAGACACUUGGUAAAAACGGAGUCUGCUCAAACUAUGGACCAGGGAAUGCUGACUACACUUGGAAGGUACUGUCAGCUAUAAAGGGAGGGGAUUUGUUAUUUACAUUCCCUAAUGCCCCUAUCAAGUGUGCUGGUGCUCCACAGAAGAUAAUGUAUCUUGCUGAUGCUCAUCUCAGAAAAGCAGGGGUACGAGAUAACUGUAGUCUAACCUACCACACAGCCUUACCUGCCAUAUUCGGAGUACCCAAGUAUGCUGCUGCUCUCUCUAAACUAGCUGCUGAGAAGACUGGGGUGGAGACUACGAGUCAUCUUGUAGAGGUUGACGGUGAGGGGAGGGAGGCGGUGUUUGAAGAUAUGGGAACUGGGAAACAGUCCACACAGAAGUUUGACAUGCUACAUGUGGGGCCGCCCUGUGCUCCGAGUCCAGUGUACGCUACCUCACCACUAGCUGACUCAGCAGGAUGGGUAGAUGUUAACAAGCACACACUACAACACAACACUUACAAGAACGUGUUUGGGAUAGGGGACUGUAACAGUUGUCCCACUGGUAAAACAGCUGCUAAAGUAGCUGCUGAGAGUGGGGUCCUGUACGGUAAUGUGAGGAGACUGAUGAAAGGGAAGGAGCUGAAGAAGAGGUAUGAUGGGUAUACUUCCUGUCCUCUUACUGUGGGUAAUGAUAAGCUGAUUCUGGCUGAGUUUGGGUAUGAUGGAGCUAUAUUGGAGACCUUGCCUUUCAACCAGGCCAAGCCGAGGUGGUUAACUUACUUCUUAAAGAAGGAGGUGAUGCCUCCACUGUAUUGGCAUGGACUCAUCAGAGGAACAUGGCGAGGCCCUGGGCUAGUCAGAAAGAUAGCACAUCUUGGAACUGCUUAAACAGUUUUAAAAAGAAAUUGGAAAAUGGAUUUAUUUACAAUAUUGGUUAUAACAAACUCCGUAAUAAUCCGUACUUUU